GUUGAUCUGAUAAAGGUAGUUGAAGUUGCAGUUACAGGGUAGUUGAGAACCUUUGCUCCCUCUCUACCAUCAAAGGCAUUCUUAGCUUUUAGGUGAGCCACACUGGCUUACUUGCUGUGAAGUUUUCAAGAGCAUAGAAUCAUCUUUUUCAUUAUCAAAAGAAGAUGCUGUUUAAUUUUAGGAUCUUAUUGAACAAUGCUACUUUGAGAAAUGGCCACAAUAUCGUGGUUCGAAAUUUUUGGCAUGGACAACCACUACUAAAUGAAGUAAAGUUGAAGGGUCGUGACUUCCUGACUCUAAAGAACUUUACAGGAGAAGAAAUUAAAUAUAUACUAUGGUUAUCAGCAGAUCUGAAAUUUAGAAUAAAACAGAAAGGCGAAUAUUUGCCUUUAUUACAAGGGAAAUCCUUAGGCAUGAUUUUUGAAAAAAGAAGCACUCGAACAAGACUGUCUACAGAGACAGGCUUUGCACUUCUGGGUGGACACCCUUGCUUUCUUACCAGGCAAGAUAUUCAUUUGGGUGUGAAUGAGAGUCUCACGGACACAGCUCGUGUGUUAUCUAGCAUGACAGAUGUUGUGUUGGCUCGAGUGUUUAACCAUUCAGAUCUGGACAUCCUGGCUAAAGAAGCAUCCAUCCCAAUUGUCAAUGGACUGUCUGAUACAUAUCAUCCUAUCCAGAUCCUGGCUGAUUACCUCACACUCCAGGAACACUAUGGCUCUCUCAAAGGACUUACCCUCAGCUGGAUAGGGGAUGGGAACAAUAUCCUUCACUCCAUUAUGAUGAGUGCAGCAAAAUUCGGAAUGCAUCUUCAGGUAGCUACUCCAAAGGGUUAUGAGCCAGAUCUUAGUAUUACCAAGUUGGCCGAGCAGUAUGCCAAAGAGAAUGGAACCAAGCUGUCAUUGACAAAUGAUCCAUUGGAAGCAGCGCAAGGAGCAAACGUAUUAAUUACAGACACUUGGAUAAGCAUGGGACAAGAAGAGGAAAAGAAAAUGCGGCUCCAGGCUUUCCAAAAUUACCAGAUUACAAUGAAGACUGCUAAAGUUGCUGCCUCUGACUGGACGUUUUUACACUGCUUGCCCCGAAAAGCAGAAGAAGUGGAUGAUGAAGUGUUUUAUUCUCCACGAUCUCUAGUGUUCCCAGAGGCAGAAAACAGAAAGUGGACAAUCAUGGCUGUCAUGGUGUCCCUGCUGACAGAUUACUCACCUAAGCUCCAGAAGCCAAAGUUUUGAUGCUAUGAUAUUUUCCAAAAGGAAAACAGUAUUCUUCAGCAACAAAAUGAGUCAGUUUAUGGAGGAGGGAGAAGAAAAUCUAGGCAGAAACACAUCCCUAAUGCAUGGUGUGGGUGAAAUGUAUGAUAAUGCUUUGUCACUGUGAGAUUUUCCUGAAGUCCUUAAUUUAAGUUCUAAGGAGGUGUAAUACAGUGCUUGACUUGGUUUAAAUUCUCUCUGUCUCUAUCUCUGUCUCUCUGUCUCUCUCUCUCUCUCUCUGUCUGUCUGUCUCUCUCUCUGUCUCUCUCUGUCUCUCUGUAUCUCUCUCUCUGUACCUCUCUCUCUCUCUGUCUGUCUCUGUAUCUCUCUGUCUCUCUGUAUCUCUCUCUCUCUCUCUCUCUCUCUCUCUCUGUCUCUCUCUCUCUCUUACAUUCACAAUCUGUUAGUUACAUUAGGGUAUCAUGUUAAUUUUCAUAUAUUUUUGCUUCAACCAAACAGAAACUGCUGUGUUCAUCAUGCAUAAUAUGUGAGUCAUUAAUUUUAAUCUGCAGUUAUUACCUUAAAAGUGAUCUCCUAUACUGAUUCAUAAGUAAACACCAGUCUGUCAGAUCUGUGCUCUAUGUUCAUGUCCCCCACUACAAAUGAGGAAGCUGAACGUUAUAUUUUACAAAUGUGGUACAGUUCGCAGGCCAAUGAGGAAGUGUUAGCAAACAGCUAUUGCUGGCGCCCAAAUAGGAGUGGUUUUUCUAUCAUUUGUGAGAAAAUAAGGAGUCCUUCAAGUGCGUGCAUAUCUUCUGUGUAAUGAAGAUUUAAUGGUGCACAACCAACAAAGUCUUUGCUUGCAUAUGUACCAUGGACACCUAGCCAGGGAAGUAAGAUCUGUUUAGAAAAUAACAUUUCCUUAGGUUCAAUUUCUCAAGAGGUGCAACUUAAUUUUUUCACAUCUGUUCUUAUCAUACAUUUACUCUUACCACACACUGGGUAUUUCCAUAAAUCUUCUACUUGCCAAAUUGUCUGUCUUUUUCGGCUAGUUUUUCUUUCAGAUAAUUAACAUUCAUAGUUUCUAAUUUUUACAGUGCAAUUAAAACUAGAUUCAUCUUUUGUGUGACCAAGUUUUUACUGUUGAAUUAUGAUAUAAUUUAAAAUGGUUAAGUUGGAACCAUUAAAAAUAACACUUUACAGACAAUGAAAUAAUGCCAUUUCCUUCAAAUUCUACCUCUACUAAUAGAAUAUUUCCUCCUGAUUGAUUGAUAUUUUCCUGAAAACAACUAUGACUUAAGUAGGUAAGAAAGAGAUUAAUUACAAAUUAGAUUUGCAAUAAAGAUGCAAUAAAAUGUAUUCUGUUGGGAGGGGACUCAUGACAUUACAGAAAAGAUCAAUUUUUCCAAUAAAUGUUCAAGGUGACUUUCACAUCUGUGGUAAUUUAUUGGAAGCACUUAAGAAACAGAGUGGAGUUCAGUGAAAUAUCUUCGUUCAGUAGAGAUUGUAGAAAUGAUUUAACCAGAAGGUUCCAUGUGAAUUAUAGAUACUUGUGUUCAAAUUGCCUACAUAGAAAGAACCAAAUGAUGCCACAUGAUUAUGAGCUCUCAUUUUCCCACUUGUUCUUUGAGCCAAAGAAAUGGUAUAUACUUCUUCCUUUAACCAGAAAGAACUUGUAAUCAUUUCCAAAUUGUAGUCAUUUCUUCCUCAAAAAGCCCCAAAGCUUACUUUUAAUGUAAAUAAAAUUUAACAUCUUUCUCAAAUCAAA
Cavia porcellus (domestic guinea pig) is the source of this 2955-nucleotide messenger RNA. It is a transcript of the gene Otc, whose product is annotated as ornithine transcarbamylase. The record is from RefSeq and is a predicted model, not a curated record. The transcript is spliced from 10 exons. The coding region runs from base 165 to 1229 and encodes 354 amino acids. Gene Ontology annotation, cellular component: mitochondrion. Lineage: Eukaryota; Metazoa; Chordata; Mammalia; Rodentia; Caviidae. Gene Ontology annotation, biological process: L-citrulline biosynthetic process. Gene Ontology annotation, molecular function: amino acid binding; ornithine carbamoyltransferase activity.